AUGACUUCGGCAGGUGUAUGUCAAGUAGGUAUCGGACCAGAACUGCGUUGUUAUCAAUGUAACUCACUAACACAACCUCACUGUGCAGACUAUUUUGAUAAUCGAACUUUUCCACUGGUUGCCUGUCCGAAUGAUGGAAGAAAUUAUUCUAGGUGUGUUAAGAUGAUUCAGGAAAUGUAUCUAGAUGGAAAAUGGACUAGACGUUAUUAUAGAGAUUGUGCUGUAACCGGUGUGAUUGGUGCAGAAGAUGGUCGUUGGUGUAUAGAUCGUUUGGGUACUUAUCGUGUUAAGGUUCGAUAUUGUAAUUGUAACAAUAAAAAUGGAUGUAAUUCAAGUACACUAUUAACUGUUUCAACAACACUUUAUAUUUUUAUGUUUACCGUAUUUAUAUUUUACAUUUAUCGAAUUCCUAAAGUAUAG
Molecule: messenger RNA, 420 nt
Organism: Schistosoma spindalis
Lineage: Eukaryota; Metazoa; Platyhelminthes; Trematoda; Strigeidida; Schistosomatidae
Source: the annotation of a GenBank genome assembly